Sphenostylis stenocarpa is the source of this 423-nucleotide messenger RNA. The record is from the annotation of a GenBank genome assembly. NCBI's taxonomy places the organism in Eukaryota, Viridiplantae, Streptophyta, Magnoliopsida, Fabales, Fabaceae.
AUGGACGACGAGGUGCGUCAGAUCUUUAACAAGUUCGACAAGAACGGGGACGGAAAAAUCUCGAUCACAGAGUUACGAGACAUGCUCGGUGCGCUAGGAUCCAAAACGACGAACGAGGAACUGAAACGCAUGAUGGAGGAACUCGACCAGAACGGCGACGGUUACAUUGAUCUCAAGGAGUUUGCCGACUUCCACUGCAAUGAGACCGGAAACGAUGACUCGAAGGAGCUCCGCGACGCGUUCGAUCUCUACGAUGUCGACAAGAACGGCCUCAUAUCGGCGAAAGAGUUGCACGACGUGCUCCGCAAGCUCGGCGAGAAGUGCUCCCUCGGCGACUGCCGGAGAAUGAUCAGCAACGUUGACGUCGACGGCGAUGGCAGCGUCAACUUUGAGGAAUUCAAGAAGAUGAUGACUCGCUCUUAA